This is a messenger RNA of Nymphalis io (European peacock), 9964 nucleotides long. RefSeq lists its product as uncharacterized. The record is from RefSeq and is a predicted model, not a curated record. NCBI's taxonomy places the organism in Eukaryota, Metazoa, Arthropoda, Insecta, Lepidoptera, Nymphalidae. The transcript has 20 exons. Gene Ontology annotation, molecular function: protein binding. The coding region runs from base 131 to 3751 and encodes 1206 amino acids.
UUGACAUUUUGUUUGCAGUAAAGACUUGACAAUAAACAUUGGUCGGCUGGCUGAUAAAUAUUUUGCACAUUAAUAAAUUAAAAAAUGUUUAUUAAAAGUAACACUAUAUAUGCAUGUUUGAGAUAACGCCAUGGGAACUUUAAAUAUUGCUGAAUGGUCCCCGGACCAAGUCGCAGAGUGGAUGUCAGGACUGGGGCCCAAAGUGGCGCAGUAUGUUCCAGAGCUACACAAGAAAGGAUUAAAUGGCGAGAAAUUGCUUACUCUUCGAUGUGAUGACUUAGAAUAUCUCGGUAUUCACAUAAUAGGCCACCAAGAAUUGAUGUUAGAAGCAGUAGAACAUUUACGAAACUUUCACUAUGAGAUAUCAAGAGAAUGUGUGCAGCAGUUAGCCCUGCGAGUGUCAUCUGCAGCAGGCUCUCUAGCUCGAGCAUUGCGGCAUCAUGUUGAGGCCCGCCUAGAGACUCACUCUUUAGCUGAUGUUGCAAGGACUGUGCAUGCUGUUAAGCCUCUUGUUUGUUGGUUGGACAGGUGGCCGCUAGGCUCCGGGUCACCACUCGCAGAACGCAAGGCAGCUCUAUUGAAGCUAUCCUUAGAAGCAGCCACCUGUGCCCAGAGAGACAGGUUCGCAGAGCAACCCGCCCGAGCGGUGGCCGCGGCGGCCGCGGCUGUCGCCGCCGUCGCGGAUUAUAUCAUUCAGGACGUGUCGGACCCCACCAUCCUGCAGCCGGCGUGGCUGGGCGCCGUGUCGCUGCGCCAGGGCGAGCGCGCGCUGGGCUUCGAGGUGGUGCCGUCCUUCUGCGGACACCACCAGCUCGCGCACAUCCGCUUCGCCUCGCCCGCGCACGCCUCGGGGCUCGUGCACGAGGCCGACGAGAUCGUGCAGGUGGGCGGCAAGUGCGUGAUUGGGUGGAGCGGCGAGGCGGUGGAGCGCCUGUGCUCGCAGACGGCGCGCAGCGGGCUCGACCUGCAGCUGCGACUGCGGCGCCGCGGGGCCCGCGCCCUCCCCGCGCUGCCCACCCCCCCGCUGCGCGCGCCGCGACCCCGCGCGAGGCCGCGUCUGCCGCCCCUGCACGCGCAUCUCCGACUGCACAGGUACGAGCUGGACUUCCCCCGCGCCGAGCGCGCGCCGCCCCCCCCGCCCGCGCCCGCGCCGCGCUCGCCCUCGUCGUCCGACAGCGAGCUGUCGCCGCCCGCCUCGCCCACGCACCCCGACGCCAGCAGACUGUACCCGCCCAAGCCGGUGGCGCAGCGCGCGCGGCGACACUCCGUGUGCGGCGCCGAGCAGCCGCCGCGCCCGCCGCCCGCGCUCGAGCGGUUCUGGAGGGAGCUGCAGCAGCAGCGCUGGGCGCACGGCGGCAGCCCCGAGCCGGACGACUCCACCCUCUACAGACGGGACAAGGCGGUAUCGUGUAGCACGGGCCUCCAGCUGUCGCCUCGGCCGCGAACCUGCCUGGGCGUCCCGCGGCCGCUGCCCGCUCCGCUCCCGGCUCCGCUCGUCGCUCCUCUCCUCGCCCCGUCGCCCGCUCCUCCCGCUGCCGCCGGUCGAGGGAAACUCGACAAGAGUCACUCCACCCCGGCGUACGACUUCGAGCCAUCGUCGGAGCUCGGCUCGCUGGCGGCGCAGACCAUUCCGGAGUCUCCGACUACGCCCACUGCGGACGGGCCGACGCUGCCUCGUCUAGAGAAGGCAGGACAGAUUCUCGACUUUAAGAAGUCGAGCUCGCAGAUCGAGGAGGCGAUUCAGCAAAGAAAUCGACGAGCUAACGUCGACGACGAGAGGUCGGACGUGUUCACCGACGAAGAUAUUAGGCCCAUCGACGAGGACGCCAAGUUGGAAAUCGUCGAGACCGUGAACGUUGUGCUCGGCGACAGAGUCGAAGUGAGCGAGAGGGCGGUGUCGAGGGAGUUUCGAAGGAGCGAGGACGAGGAGAUGCGCGCCUCGGCGAAAGUUUCGGCGGACGAUACGAGUAGCGACGAUCAAAUACCGAUUCCCGUCAAAUACCCCAAGCCGCGAAUAACCGAACGCUACAGGCCGGCCGAGUUUCCCCCCGAGCCUCCCCCGCGCCCGCCCUACGCGCAGCGGGCGGCCCCCCCGCGCCCGCAGCCCGCGCCCCCCCCGCGCGACGGCUCGCUGCAGUCGCUGCGGCCCAUCAGCAAGCGCGACAUCCAGCUCGUGGUGGCGGAGCGGCGCGCCAUGCCGGCGCUCAACGGCGCGGGCGACGCGCGGCGCGACGACAUCGUGCUGGGCGCCGCCAGCGAGCCCGCCGCGCCGCACGCCGGCGUGCGCGGGAUGUUCCCCUCCUCCAAGUCGCGCAGCCUCAAGAAGAAGAACUCCAUCCUGGCCAAGCGGCGCAGCGUGUCGGCGCGCUCGCUGUCGGCGCGCGGCGCGGCGGGGCGCGUGUGGCAGCGGGUGCGCGCGCGCGCCGGCCCGCAGCCGCGCUGGGCCGCGCGACACCUGCUGCUGGCGCACAACCUGCUCUACGCUUAUCGCUCGCCCGAGUGCUCGCGCGCCGACUGCAUGAUCUACCUGGAGGGCUUCACGGUGUGCGCGGCGGGCGAGGUGAAGUCCCGCGCGCACGCCUUCAAGGUGUACCACACGGGCGUCGCCUUCUACUUCGCGUGCGACUCGCGCGAGGCCAUGCUGGCCUGGAUCCAGCUCAUCCACCGUGCCACGCUGCUGCCGUCGCUGCUGUCGUCCGCGAUGGAGCUGUCGAAGCAAUUCUCGGAGACCGAUUACUCGGAGACGGAGUCGGACACGGAAACUUCCGAGAGAAGAAACGAGAGAGAGAGGGAGAGGGAAAAGGAGAGGGAGAAGGAAAAGUCGAAAUUCGGUUCCCUGAAAAAGUUGACGCAUCGGGCCGGUCGGAGCGAGUCGCAGGAGAACGUGAGCCAGGCGGCCGCCACCAGCCUCGACAGGAAGUACCUGAGAUUCUUCUCGAGAGCUAGACCCAAGGAAGAUUCUAAAACUGUGAAGGGCAAGCAGUCGGGCGUGCCCGUGCCCACGGAGCACUACCGCAGCUACCGGCGCGCGGCGCCCGACGCGUCGCCGCCGCCCGCCGCGCGCGCCGCCGCCCCCGCGCGCCCCGCACCCCCCGCGCCCCUCGCGCCCUACAAGCUGCCCAAGCCCAUCAACUACAUACACGCCUCCAACCCGAACUUGCUCGACUUCGAGAAGAGCGAUUUCGUCACCAAGCCCACCAUACAGGUCCCGAAGCCGAAGGUGCACAAGCCGGACAACUUCGUCGGCUUCGUGACGCUGGAGGAGUUCAUGCUGAAGAAGCAGGAGGAGGAGCGGCGACAGGCGCACUGCGAGCGGGCGGGCGGCGCGGGGGGCGCGGGGGGCGCGGGCGGCGCGGGCGGCGCGGGGGGCGCGCGCGAGCUGCAGCGCCGCCUCGACCGCAUCGUGCCCGACGUCAUCUACGGCGAGCUGGCGCGCCACGACGGGGCGGGCGCGGCGGCGCGGGCGGCGCGGCGGGCGGGCGGCGCGGCGACACAGGCCGAGUCCCCGCAGUCCCCGCAGUCCCCGAAGUCCCCGCAGACGCCGCCGACGCCGGCCACGAAUGAGAGCGCGGGCGGCGUGUCGCGCCUGCGGCUCAUGUUCGGCGCGCGCCGCGACCUGCAGCGACAGGAGAGCAAUCGCUCCGAGCAGUACCCGCACCUGCAGUGCCCGCCCACGUUCCAGCCGGAGACGUACUCGCUGUCCCGCCCCCCGCGCGACGCGGCCCCGCCCCCCGCGCCCGCGCGCGACUGACGCCCCGCCCCCGCCGCGCCGCUCGCGCUGCUCUAGGCGAGGGGGGGAGCUCGCGUGAGUACGGGGCCACCGAGCGGGGCAGCUCGCCGACGAGAGAGCCUCCUCGCCCUUUAUGCGUCCCGGUACCUCCUGAGUCCUGGUACCCUGGUAACUGAAUGGCGGCGGUGACCUACUCCGAACACCGAGCUCGCGGAUGUCUCCCGGGCGAGUCUCUUCCGGUCCCGAGUACUUUAGGGUAGACUGUAUAUACUAUUUUAUUAAUAAUUAAUUAAUUCGAUCGAAUGUAUUAUGUUCUAGGAGUAACAAAUAAUACAAGUCCCUCCCGACCUCCCAUGCCCCGCCGUCUCCCUCCUGCUGCCGUCAGGGCAGCCCCUAUAUAUUAAAUAUUAGAAUGUAUCAGAUUCAUUAGAACAAUGUAAAAAUACUUAUAAAAAAAUAUUCACAGUAUCAUAUCUUACGUCAGUUUAAUAACAACCAGAAUUAUAGAGAUGAGUACACUUAAUCAGAGGGCAGCACUUGGACGUGUGAAUCUGUAGAAUGUCGGUUAUAGUCCGGGAGCUGAAGGCACUUUCCUCGCCUAACCUUUGUGACAGUAAUUUAAAAGUGAAACUACGUAGAUAGAUACAUAGAUAGAUUACACUUUAUUGUAUUGUACACGACACAGAUUAAAAAUACAUAGCACAUGGAUACGACCUAUUUAGCGUACAACUUUGCGACCUUAUCGCUGCCUAGCGAUCUCUUCCAGACUACCAGGCAACUUUGUAUUAUUUGUUAUUCGUAUGAUUAUAUCUUAAAUUUAUUUUUUAAAUUUCUUUAUUCCUACUAAUUUCUAUACGUAGUUAUAUUAUAUUUUUCACUAGUUAUCGAAUUCCGAGUUAUUCACAAAAUUAUUUAUCUACAAAAGGUACUUCUACACCGAACGGCUUUGGAAUUCGAUCUCUCGUUUCACCACCAUUGAUGAUUUAGGAGACAUUCGUAUUUGUAGAUAUUCUAUUUGAUUUGUGUUUGAUAAAUUUUGUUUCGAUUUUUAUGAUUUCUAAUAAAGACUAAUGAAGAAAGUAAUUGAAACGCACAAACGCACAUGUAUCUAUUGUGGGUACUUUUUAUGUAAUUUUUAUAUUGGAUGAAUAGGAGGUCGUCAGCAACAAUUUUCAAGUUGUAGUGUUACCGCAGCAAUGAGUGGUUUUCAUACUAAAAGUCUGAUUUGAAGGUUGUUAUAUAUCUGACGGCGUUUUUGAAACAAGUAACCUUUUACUCGUUCAUAAAUAAAUUAAAAAAAAAAUUAGAAAAAAAUUUUUUUUGGAAAUUUCUAAUGAGCAAAAAAAAGUUAUUGUGCCAAAGUAAUAUUUGCUAUUAUACAAAUAUAAGUAUACUAUAAGGUAUUUAAGAAUAUCUGUUUUUAAAUAGUUUGUAUAUUUGAAGCGAUAUCAGUCUCAAUAUAUAAUAUCUAAACAAUAAGUAAUAAAAUUUACAAGUAAUUGACUCAAACGUAUCAAUUAUACUACUGAGUAAAGUCGAACGUCUUUAUUGGUGUUUAAAGAGUUAUUACGAACGAAUAUGAUGAGAAUUAAUCGGGGAAAUUUUAUAUAAAGUACAUUUUACGCAAUAAUUUAAUUUUUGUAUAUUAUUUGUUGACAAUCAAUCGUUUGAGCAAUCAUCGUACUUGCCAGUAAAAAAUGUUGUCUUAUAUAUUUUGCAUCUAAAUAAUUAAUCUUUAAAACAAUAUUUAAUUAUUGAAAGCAAUCCUGAUUUUAUUAAUAAAUGCUCAAGUUCUUUACGAACUAAAUAAAUUAUUCCAAUUACUAUUUUGAUAAAAUUAUGUAGAAACAAUAUACAUAUUCAUGACAUAAAUUACUUUGAAAUACGUUGAGUAUUUGAAGCACACCGGUCAUACGGCAAGACUUGUCGAGAGAGACGGCAUCCGUUGACCGUGAUACAGCAGACAUAUAUGUCAGAGAGAGAUGGCGAUACAAUGACUGGCGUUUUGAACGUUAUAAUAAAUUUGAUGUUCUAUAUGCGCUUCUCAAAGUUAUACGAGUGAUUUUUAUGAUUCUUUUAUCGUGGUUAUCUAUAUAUUAUGAGACAAGUUAUGUUUUGUUGAUGACGUCGAUUCAUUUUACAAAUAAAUAAUCAUUAUUCGCGUUUGAUGUUUCAAAGUAAUUUUAUAAAUAAUUUGAAAGAGUCGUAUGAUUUUUCUAGUGUACUGUCAGCCAAAUCAGCUUGAAGAUGUUAUUGCGUUUGUAAUAUUGCACCGUCAGUAGAUUAGUAAAUAAAUCAAUAAUUUUUGUAUAUAUAUUUUAUAUUUAUUGGGAGUUUCUUAAUAAAAUAUAUUGAACGUAAUUUUUAAUCACGAAUUUCUUCAACUCCAAAUAUUGCAUGGCCCUCACGCUCGCUUUCAUAAUCUAUGUUAAUGAUAAUUCGUUCUGAUAUUGUAUUAUAUAUAUGUCGUGCGAUCGUUGGUAAGAACGCGUGAAUCUUAGUCGAUGAUCGUGGGUUCAAACCCGGGCGAGCACCUCUGAAUUUACAUAUGCUUAAUUUCUGUUUAUAAUUCAUCUCGUGCUUUUCGGUGAAGGAAAACAUCGUGAGGAAACCUGCAUGUGUCUAAUUUCAUCGAAAUUCUGCCACAUGUGUAUUCUACCAACCCGCACUAGUGCAGCGUGGUGGAAUAAGCUCCAAACCUUCUCCUCAAAAAAGGGAGAGGAGGCCUUAGCCCAGCAGUGGGACAUUUACAGGCUGUUACUGUACUGUACUGUACUGUGCGAUCGUUGGAUUGGCCACACCGUGAUAUUUAUUUCUCCAUUCUCCACAAUCAUGGCAUUACGUUUUCCCCAGCUAAUGUCAUGAUAUUACGGCAUUCAUAUUUAUUGUGACAUUUUUUGCGACGUAGAUUUUCAUUUUCCCCCAAAUAAGAUAAGAAUAUUAAACAAAAUUACAUGACACCUCUAACGCUACUUGUGCGAGAUCUCGAGGCGCAUGGUAGCUAGUACAAACCGGUGUAAUCUGAAUUUUGUCAGUGUGUGUAUUAUUAUUUUUUUCACUACUACGAACGCAAAAACGUCUCCAAGCCGAUUUAUCAGUAAUUGAAAGAUAGUGUUUUUCUUUAUUUUAAUUAUCGUGUAGUACAUAUAUACGACUGGACAUUGGUCCCAGCAAAAGCGUACGUCCGGUGUCGUACAAAGAUAUAGAGGAGUUUAUUUACAAAUAAUAAAUUGUACCGUUAAAUAGAUGUUAAAUCAAAUUCAUUAAAUGAUUACACUAUAGUUAUAUUUUGGUGGCGUAAAUUGAUUGGCUCGAAAGUUGUUAUUAAUUAUGCACUCAUUAUUUAGUGUUUAUUAAUUCAAUCUUAGGGAAAUGUAGAUACAAUCUAAUGUCUAAUUUGAAAAUGGUAUUGAAAUAUUUGAUCUUGAAACCGAAUGUCAAAUCUAUCGCGACGGGCGCGCAGUGGACGCGGGCUUUAUUGGCGGUGUUAGUGCGAUGUCGUUACGAGGGAGUUUCAAGUUAAUAUCGAUUAGAAAUUUACGAUUUAUCUAAAUUAUACGUCUUAUAAUUGUGCUCAAUUUUAUGGCUAUACAUUUUGUUGCUUUAUACAAAACAAAAUCUUAAUCGAAUUUUUAAAAUAUGUUUUAUUUAUUUAUUCUUAAGUAAAACGACCGUAUUUCUAAAUCUCUGUAUAAUAUACGAAUCGAAUAUUGUGUAAUGAAGAAAGUAUACGAAAAUAUUGUAACUGUAAAAGAAACAAAAUGAAAUGUAAUUUGCAUGUGUGCAAAUAUUGGAGUACUAUGGUGCUUGCUAAUGGUAGCUAAGUUUUAAAAAUAUACACGAAUUUUGUAUAUUUGGAAUAAAAGUUACUAUUAUCGAUUGAUAGAUGGACGGACGGACGGUUCUUCAAUAAAACGAUACGUAUGUAUACUACGUGUAUUUCGAUAGAAAUAAAUGGCUUUAUUGAAAGUCUUUAAUGUACUAUAAGGUGUUUAUUAAUAGCCGCUUGCUCCCGGGAGAUUAAUGCGACGCGACACUCGGGCGCGCUCGCUGCGCGGACACGCGACUAGGAAACUAUCACAUGCGUAUAUGCGUAUCAGUCUUGGGGCGGGUUAAUAGUAAGGAAAUUACUAUUUAAAUCGAAUAAUAUAUAGCAGAUGUAAAUUCAUAUAUUACUUGUGAACGGCUCGAAUGUUGGGAAACAAAAAUGUUAGGAAACUUGCAGGACUUGUGGAGUUUUAUAACAAAAUAAGAUCGACAAGUUUAUAUUAAAUGGUUGGACUUUGUGCUAAGCAUGUACAAUCCACUCAUCAUAUAAUUUAAAACUAAAAUCAGUCCUUAGAGUUGUGUUUCGGUUUGAACUUACAGUGCCAAUGUUUAUGGGCGGUGGUGACGUCAACACCAGGUGACGUCAUCGUCAUUUGCCAGUGUAAUAUUUUCAAAAAAAAAAAGUAAAUAAAUAUUAUUGUUGUGUUACGUUUUUAAUUAAAAUAAAAGAAAAAAAAAACUUAAAAAUAGUUAGUUUCGAAUCGAAGAAUUCCCGAAUUGGAUAAUGCGCUUUUAAUGAUUUAUAAUGUUAUAUAGUAAAAUGUACGUAUGGGUAAUUUUGUAGGAUUUAAAUUUAUAUAAACUUGUAAAUACAGAUAAAUGAAGUCCAGUCGUAAUGGAAGUGCCUGUCGCCAGCGAAAUAAGUACACGAUGAUUUUUGCAAACGCGUCCAAGUGAGCAAGCGGAUAUGUAAACACAUAUUUGAGAUGAUUCGUGUUCUAUUUUAUAGUUUGAAAAUUUAUUAUAUUAUAGAAAUUAUGAAAUGUAUGUGAAUAUUAUAUUUAAUCGCUUUUCUAUUGAAAUUCCUUUAAAUGUUUCAAAUGUUAAUUUUAACUAAAGUUUCAAUAAUAUUUUGUUUUUAAUCUAGAUAAGCCUAAUUUCUUUUUAAUUUAAGCGAUAUUUAAUAAUGCUUUUUUUUGUAUGAUAUGUUCUUUAGCGCAAAAGUGUUUCGACCGUAUAAUUACAUAUAUUAGUAUUUUUAUAUUUGAAAAGCAAUGUUUUAUCAAACACUUUUGCACUAAGUACAUUUAUAAUGAUUAUAUUGCUAUUUUUUUUAAAAGUGAUUCCUUUUGAAUGUUUACGAGUGUGACGGGAGGAUUUAAAAUUCGUUAAUAAAACACCGUGAAAAUAUUGCUCCUAAGUACAGUCAACGAAAUAAGUGUUAUUAAUGACUGUUUAUAUCCUAUCCUUGCAUGUAGUGUUAAGUCAGCUAAUAAGAGGCCUAUUAAACGUAGAUAGGUGAAGUGUUUGUCGGUGAUACUCAGCUUUAUCGUAGCUAGAAAAUAAAUUAUAUAGUCUAUAUAUACUAUCAUAUUAUUGUAAUUUUAUAUAUUUCCGAUUGAUAUAAUGCUAUUUUAGAAACUGUUCAUAUUUACCGUCACUGAUAGUGUUUGUAGACGACCUAUGUAUUCAUAUGUAAAAUAAACGUGGCUAUACGCGAGACGUGACUUCCGAAGUUAUUGUGACGUGUCGGAACAAACGUCCGACGUUACUGUCUGAUGUCGGAACAAACCCAGUGUGAGAGGGCUUUAGUAAAGCCAACUUAUUUGCAAAAAUAUUAAUUUUAUUAAUUCUGAUCGUUUAUUAAAAUUACGGAUUAUAAACAUCGUUCAAGAUGAAUAAAUAUAUUACUACUGUUAUAAAAUUCAAUAUAUUAUAUGAGGGUAUAUAUAUAUAGUAUUGCCAAUCUUUAUGAAAAUUUAAGCCUAUUUUUGUUAUGGCAACAUAGUAUGUCAUACAGUAGUGGGGAGAGGGGAUAUGUCAGAGAAGUUAAUCUGAUGAGUUAUUUCUUACAUUGGCAUUGCGCGGUCAAGCGUAAUAAAUUGUAGAAUGGUUGCCGCGAACGAAUAAUAAUGAAAGCUAUUUUUUUUUUUAGUCGGAACUAAAUUCAAUAAUAUUUUGUAUUGAUUGUCUGACAUGAAGUAAGGGGAGCUAUUCCGGUCUGUGAUAGGCAUUGUCAAAUAGUUAGCUAUAAUUAAACAUGUUCGUACAUAACUAACGGUGAGGCUAAAUUUUUAUAAAGACAUGGCUUGGGGUUUAUAUUUUUAUAAACGGAGUGUAAAAGUAAACGAAUGUUCCAAGUGUUUAGCGUGUAAUGGAUUUUGUAUAAGGUAAUGAUACAGCGACAUAUUUAGAACGUUAAUAUCAAACUGUUCAAUUAUUUACUUAAUAAAUUGAUUUGAUAAA